GCGCGUUGAAAAAGUGUUAUGUCAAGUACGGUUGCUUCAGUAAAGACCCUCCAUUCCACAAUCCCUUGGUCGCUCUUCCUCAGUCACCAAGUCAGGUAGGCACCAGCUUUCAACUCUUUAGUGCAAACGAUCCUACCAACAUGAAGAUCAUUGAUGACAGUGACGUCACUAAGCUCCAGGCCUCUGGAUACGACGGCUCGAAGGACACCAUCAUGGUGAUCCAUGGAUGGACUGAGAAAGUUGACAAAUCCGAGUGGCUUCAAAGCAUAACACCAGCUCUUCUAGCUCUGAACGACAAGAAUAUAAUCAUCGUUGAAUGGGAAGAAGGAGCAGCGGAAUUUUACACCCAGGCUGCUGGCAACACUCGUCUCGUAGGAGCACAGGUGGCAGAGAUGAUCAAGUUCAUCAACCAUCAAACUGGCAAUUCCCCGGCAUCGUUCUACGUGAUUGGCUUUAGUUUGGGCGCCCAUGUGGCAGGAUAUGCUGGAAGAAGGAUACAACAACCAGCCAAAAUUGGUCGUAUCACAGGUCUCGAUCCAGCCAGUGUGUUCUUCAUCGAUACAGACCCGGCAGUAAGACUGGAUCCUACCGACGCUGCUUUCGUUGACGUCAUCCAUACUAGUAUUGGUAGCCUGGGUACGUCAACUGUCAGUGGACAUAUCGAUUUCUACCCUAAUGCCGGCACUCGACAACGCGGAUGUGAGAUACCAAGGGUUGGAAUCACGACAAGUGUGUGCAGCCAUGUAAGAGCUCCCAAAUUGCUUAUCGAAUCAAUCACUUCCCAGUGUCCAUUUCGCGCAUACCCUUGUGCUGGUGGAUGGAACGAGUUUACCCGGGGAAACUGUCAGACGUGUCCUAGUUCCGGCUGCCCUGAGAUGGGGUUCAAGGCAAUCAACAGCAAAGGAAAGGCAUCUGGAAAAUAUUACCUGUUCACAAACGACGAGGAGCCUUUCAGCUGUGGAAUUCGUCGUAUUGUCAAGGUGUCGUUUGAAACUCUUGGUGGGUGGCUGUCUAGUGGAGGAAAAGAUCCAGGCAUGCGUGUUUAUGGUAGUAACGGCAAAAACACUGGAAUAAUACGACUUGGAAAUCGAGAUAUAAAGAAAGGAAGCACCGAGAGAUUCAUUGCACCCUUCAAAGAACUGGAGACCUUGACCUCUAUCGAUGUCUGGCAGUAUCAGGAUUUGUCAAUAGGAUGGAGUCUCAAAAAAGUUCUCAUUGAAUUCACCGAUACCAAUGAAAAGUAUUCGGCUUGUUACAACACACGAGUAUAUAGAAUUGCGGUGAAAAGGACUCUGCGAAAAGGUGACCAGAGCUGCUAGGGCGACACAGGGAUCCCAGUAGUGUAAUGUAAUGUAAUGUUAAACUUGGGACGAUCAAAAUUCAAACGAGACCAUAUUCUGUUUCUCAGAACAUAUUACGAAGGUACGCUUUACGAUAUUUCUAAGAAACUUUUAACGGGAAAUAGCUAGAUAUCUAAUAGUUAAAUAAAAGAUGUUCUAAAUUAAAAUAAAAAUGAAUUAAAAUUGGACGAAAAAUC
Actinia tenebrosa (Australian red waratah sea anemone) is the source of this 1537-nucleotide messenger RNA. RefSeq names its product inactive pancreatic lipase-related protein 1. Gene Ontology annotation, molecular function: lipase activity. NCBI's taxonomy places the organism in Eukaryota, Metazoa, Cnidaria, Anthozoa, Actiniaria, Actiniidae. Gene Ontology annotation, biological process: lipid catabolic process. The record is from RefSeq and is a predicted model, not a curated record.